UCCUGAAGAGAAGUAUGGAUCCCAAUGAUGAACAGAAGAUUGACAUUGUAAUGCUCCCAUUCAUGGCCCACGGCCAUCUUAUCCCAUUUCUAGCUUUGGCAAACCAAAUCCACCAUCUCACAGGCUUCAACAUCGCCAUUGCCAAUACCCCUCUCAACAUUCAUUAUCUCCACCAACAAAACUCUCCGCCAUGGAUCCACUUACUCGAGCUUCCAUUCAACGGUGCAGACCACGGCUUGCCACCCGGCACGGAGCACACCGAGAACUUGUCGUUGAACCAAAUCGGUAAACUCAUAAUUUCAUCCGCUUCACUCAAAACCCCACUCCAUGACUUGUUGUUAGGUAUCAUCAAAAAACAAGGGAAGCCCCCUCUUUGUAUCAUAUCGGAUUUUCUCCUCGGAUGGGCAGUCGACGUUGCGGACGCUACCAACACCGUGAACAUCGUUUUUGCAACAGGUGGUGCUUAUGGUACUUUGGCUUACGUUUCCUUCUGGUUGAAUCUCCCGCAUCGGAAAACAGAUGAUGAAGAGUUUAAUUUACCUGGAUUCCCUCAAAGAUGUAAGUUUCAUGUUACUCAGCUGCAUGGAUUAAUGAGGAAAGCUGAUGGGAACGAUCCAUUGUCCAUGUGUAUGCAGCCACGGUUGUCAUGUUGUUUGCAGUCUUUUGGGUGGCUUUGUUACACAGUUGAAGAGAUUGAGCCAUUUGGACUUGAUUUACUGAGGAAAUACACCAAUUCUCCAGUUUGGCCAAUUGGUCCACUUUUGCCAAAACAAUUGCUAAACAAUUUGCAGUCAUCUUCAACAGUACAACGUGUAAGAAAAUCUCCUAGAAUUUCACCUGAGAAAUGUGUUCAAUGGCUUGACAUGCAUGGUCGUGAUUCAGUUCUCUACAUUUCAUUUGGCUCUCAAAACACUAUUAGUGCAUCAAAUAUGAUGGAUCUGGCAAUUGGGUUGGAAAACAGUGGGAAACCAUUCAUUUGGGUGAUUAGGCCUCCACUCGGACACGACCCGAAAGCCGAAUUCGAAUCAGAAUGGUUACCACAAGGGUUCGAAGAUCGAAUGAAUCGGAAUAACCGAGGGUUGUUGGUGAAAAACUGGGCACCGCAAUUGGAGAUAUUGUCGCAUGAAUCGACCGGGACGUUUUUAAGCCAUUGCGGGUGGAAUUCGACGAUGGAAAGCUUGAGCCAAGGGGUGAAGAUCAUAGGAUGGCCGAUUGCAGCGGAGCAGGGGUAUAAUUCGAAGAUGUUGGUGGAGGAAAUGGGUGUGGCGGUGGAGUUGACGAGAGGGGUUCAGAAUUCUAUUUCGAGUAAACAUGUUAAGGAAGUGAUAGAAAUGGUGAUGGAGAAGGAAGGGAAAGGAGGGGAUAUGAAGAGAAAAGCUGAAGAAAUUGCACAACAUAUAAGGGCAGCUGUGAAAGAUGAAGGAAACGAGAAAGGAUCUUCCAUUAAAGCAUUGGAUGAUUUUGUUUCAGCCAUUACAGCAACGAAACAAGAUCGAUCUGUUGUUUCAGCCUGAAUUUAAUUAUGAAAAGUAAUUGUAAUUUCAUCUUAUCCAUUAAUAAAGUUGUGUUAGGAUUUUUAUCAGGUUGAGAUCAUA
Molecule: messenger RNA, 1595 nt
Organism: Hibiscus syriacus
Lineage: Eukaryota; Viridiplantae; Streptophyta; Magnoliopsida; Malvales; Malvaceae
Product: UDP-glycosyltransferase 92A1-like
Exons: 1
Coding region: 15-1514 (499 amino acids)
Molecular function (GO): UDP-glycosyltransferase activity
Source: RefSeq, a predicted model, not a curated record